This is a messenger RNA of Metarhizium album ARSEF 1941, 1029 nucleotides long. RefSeq lists its product as uncharacterized. The transcript is spliced from 2 exons. The coding region runs from base 1 to 1029 and encodes 342 amino acids. NCBI's taxonomy places the organism in Eukaryota, Fungi, Ascomycota, Sordariomycetes, Hypocreales, Clavicipitaceae. The record is from RefSeq and is a predicted model, not a curated record.
AUGCUUCCCCCAGUGGAUGAACAAGUCCUGCGAGAAAACCCCGAAUUUGCGAAGCUAUAUUCGAUACUGAAAAAUGACAUCCUCAACCCGGACGGAUCUACCAAGAAUGACCCUGACGCCAACGAGCGUAAAGCCGUUAGCCAGGAAUUGAAUAAAAUACGUCGCCGUUGCGCUAAGCAAUACCUACUGCAGCAAGCUAUCGCGUCUGCAUCGCCUCCAGAUGACAGCAUAUCAGCAGACAAAGCAGCAGAAACCAGAGUCGAAACGCCGCCCCUGGCAGAGCCGUCUACUCUGCUUACAGACCUUCUCCUUAUUCUGCCAUCGCUUGUAGACAGCGACGAGCUUGUCGAUAGUGAUGCUGCAGCGUUGGUCCUUUCGAGUCCACCAUUCUCAGAAUUCGAGUCUCUACUGCCUCAACUCGGUGCUAUUAUUUCCGCCAAUCUUCAUGCCUCGGCACUAGGCCUGGUACGGAUUACGCAUCCACACAAAAACCCAUCUUACCUCCACCGCCAUAUCCCUUUUCUUGCGGCCGAUCAUGCGGCACUUCGGGACAAGCUGUCCGAGGCGCAGCUCAGCCUCAUGUCUAACAGGGUACAGGCAUUGGCCUCGUUGACAGAGCUCAUCAGCUCCUGCACGCAAUUUCUCACAAUAGCCAUUCAGACGUUAGAGUCGAAACACGGAGUCGCCGCCAGAAGCCUUGAGCUGCGGGCCCUCGACGUAUCCCUGGAAGCACAGAGCAUGGAACUUGACGCAACAGCAGAGUCUACCAAGCUUAGCAAAGAAAUUUACUCACCCGAAGCCGUCACGGCGCUGAGACACUAUUUAUCUCACCUAAAAGACGCCCAAGUUCGCGCGGCCGAGCGAGUUCGCGGCUUGCAGGCGGAACUGGGAGAGUAUGGCGUUGGAGUGAGCAAAGAUGGGUCCAAGGAGAAGACAAUGAAGGAAUUGGCAAGAGAAUAUCGUGAGAUGCAAAUACAAGUGGAGGACGUAAAGAGAGACCUCGAAAGACUAAACAAUGAGUCAAAAUGA